Molecule: messenger RNA, 5508 nt
Organism: Myxocyprinus asiaticus (Chinese sucker)
Lineage: Eukaryota; Metazoa; Chordata; Actinopteri; Cypriniformes; Catostomidae
Product: SEC14-like protein 1
Exons: 17
Coding region: 271-2457 (728 amino acids)
Biological process (GO): negative regulation of RIG-I signaling pathway
Cellular component (GO): cytosol; cytoplasm
Molecular function (GO): RIG-I binding
Source: RefSeq, a predicted model, not a curated record
AGGAGGAGCGUUUUCUACACUGUGUGAUAGAUUAGAUUCAGCAGCAGUGGAGCUGUGAGUUUGGAUCGGGCCUGUUCGGAAUCAUUGCUCGGCUUUAACUCAUAUUCAGAUCAGAUCAGUCAUGGAGAUCCAGAACCCAUCGUCAUCAUCCAGAUUCUGAAGAACAACAUUCACAUUUAUAAGGACGACUGCUUUAUCUCUUAAGAGAAAUAAUACAUUUUCAGUUCCAUUCAGUUUGAUUUGGUUGUUGGCACCGUUGUAGGCCUUGCCAUGGUGCAGAAGUAUCAGUCCCCUGUGAGGGUGUACAAACAUCCUUUUGAGCUGGUCAUGGCGGCAUAUGAGAGGAGAUUUCCCACCUGUCAUCUGAUCCCCAUGUUUGUGGACAGUGAUGUGAUUAGUGAGGAGAACAAUGAGGAUGGAUCCACUCAUAAGAUCGAGAGGAGGUGUAAACUCGAUGUUGAUGCACCGCGGCUCCUCAAAAGGAUUGCUGGUGUGGACUACAUCUACUUCAUUCAGAAGAACUCUCUGAACCGCAAAGAAAGAACUCUUCACAUCGAGUCCCACAAUGAAACCUUCUCCAACAGAGUCAUCAUCCAUGAACUCUGUUGUUACUCGGUUCACCCAGAAAAUGAGGAAUGGACAUGUUUUGAACAGUCUGCCAGUCUGGACAUCAAAUCUUUCUUUGGUUUUGAGAGCACAGUGGAGAAGAUCGCCAUGAAACAAUAUGCCAGCAGCAUCAAAAAGGGUAAGGAGAUUAUUGAAUACUACCUGAGGGAGCUGGAGGAGGAGGGUAUUACCCAUGUACCCCGUUGGAGCCCCUGCCCAGCAUCACCCACAAAGCCCAUGGUGUCAGUUGUUCGCCCCACGCUGCCCAUCACUCCCCUAAUCACAGUUGAAGCCCCUGCUGAGAGUGUGAAUGAGAACCAGGUGUGUAAAGAGGGCAUUAGUCCUCCAGGCAGCCUGAAUGACGCCCUCGCAGCCACUACGGAUGAUAAACUGGAUGCAGACUACAUCAAACGUUACCUGGGUGACCUCACACCCCUACAGGAGAGCUGUCUCAUACGCCUGCGUCUCUGGCUACAGGAGACACACAAGGGCAAGAUCCCAAAAGAUGAGCAUAUCCUGCGGUUCCUACGUGCACGGGACUUCAACAUAGAUAAGGCACGGGAAAUCAUGUGUCAGAGUCUGACGUGGAGGAAGCAGCAUCAAGUGGACUACCUGCUGGACACCUGGAGCUCUCCACAAGUGUUGCACGAUUACUACACUGGCGGCUGGCACCACCAUGACAAGGAUGGACGUCCUCUGUAUAUCCUACGUCUUGGACAUAUGGACACUAAAGGACUGGUUCGGGCACUGGGAGAAGAAUCUCUGCUCAGACAUGUGCUGUCCAUCAAUGAGGAGGGUCUGAGACGCUGUGAGGAGAACACUAAAGUUUUUGGUCGGCCAAUUAGUUGCUGGACAUGUCUGGUGGAUCUUGAGGGGCUCAAUAUGAGACAUUUAUGGCGUCCUGGAGUCAAAGCUCUGCUGAGAAUUAUUGAGGUGGUGGAGGCCAAUUACCCAGAGACUCUGGGCCGUCUGCUCAUCCUCCGAGCUCCCAGGGUUUUUCCUGUUCUAUGGACUCUGGUGAGCCCCUUCAUUGAUGAGAAUACACGAAAGAAGUUUCUCAUCUAUGCAGGAAAUGACUACCAGGGUCCUGGAGGUCUUGUGGACUACAUUGAUAAAGAGAUCAUUCCUGACUUCCUUGGAGGAGAAUGUAUGUGUGAAGUGCCAGAGGGCGGCCUGGUGCCCAAGUCUCUAUACAGAACCGCAGAGGAACUAGAGAAUGAUGAGAUUAGACUGUGGACUGAGACGAUUUAUCAGAGUGCAAGCAUCUUCAAAGGAGCACCACAUGAGCUACUGAUUGAGAUCAUUGAUGCAUCCUCAGUCAUCACUUGGGACUUUGAUGUAUGUAAGGGUGAUGUGGUGUUCAAUAUCUACCAUUCUAAACGAGCUCCACAGCCACCAAAGAAAGAUCCCCUGGCUGCCCAUGGCAUCACAUCACCUGCAGGCAACAAUGUGCAACUAAUAGAUAAAUCCUGGCUUCUGGGACAGGACUACAGCAUGGUGGAGUCACCCCUAACCUGCAAAGAGGGAGAAAGUGUACAGGGAUCCCAUGUGACUCGAUGGCCAGGUUUCUAUAUUCUGCAGUGGAAGUUCCAUUCUAUGCCAGCGUGUGCCGCCACCAACCUGCCCCGUGUGGACGAUGUUCUGGCUACUCUGCAGGUGUCCUCUCACAAGUGUAAAGUCAUGUACUACACUGAAGUGCUGGGCUCAGAGGACUUUAGAACGGCUUGCUGCGAUGUGCAGAGUUUGGGCUCGAUGACCAGCCUGGAGUCCAGCCACAGUGGUUUCUCCCAGCUUAGUGCUGCCACCACAUCCUCCAGCCAAUCGCAGUCCAGCUCCAUGAUCUCCAGGUAGAACAGCAGGAGAUUCAGCCUCUGCAAUGUUCUACAACCCUCUUGAAUCGCAGGACUCAACUCUUAAUCAACCCAAUAACUUUCCAAACUCUCUCAUCUACCCCAAACACUGUAUCACUCCAUUUCAAGGACCUAAAGCAUGCUUGCACAACUAAAGAGAGUGUAAGCAAACAUCCUUAUUUCUAAGGAUUUUGGUGGUGGUAGUUGUUUUUCAAAGGGCUUGGAUCUGCUUUGCCAUAGCGCUCAGCAGGGCUUCAAGUCAGUUCACAGGCAGAUUGUUAUUUUUAAUGUGUGAGUUUCCAAAGAACCAUGCACUUCACCAUGCAUUUGUAUGUUUCCCAUGGACAGCAGGCUGAACUAAGCAAUACAUGUUCUUCAGGUUGGGGAUUAGCCUAAAAUGAAGAAACUGAAUGCGCACACACAUGCCCCAGUACACACAUACACAUCUCAAAAAUUGCACAUACAUACAUAGAUACAUAUAUGCACUUAGUUCUGCCAUAUCACCAGGAGUUUGUCGUCUUGGUGAAUUGUUUUUUAGGUCAGUGGUUGGGCUUCUGCAAUAAAAUUUUUACUAUUUGAAUUCGUAUUUAUCAUGAAAAAAGUUUAAGGAGACUAGGUUAGUCUUCUUAGGUGCUACAUGCUCGUUUCCUCAUUGUUAGUAAGUGGCUAGACUUGCAGUUUGAACACUUGAGUUCAGCAAAGUGUAUAUUGAUAUAUAGUGAUUACUACUUGUGUUAGCUUGAAUUUAGAUUUUACUUUAUGGAAACGCCUUGAUAUUGAACCUCAGACUUGCUGCUGAUCAGUUCCUAUGCAGUCAGCCAAUCAGUGGUCUUGGAGUUGUCAUUCAUAUUAAUAGGUCAAACAUUUUUGAAUGAUGCUUUCUGGAAGAGAGGCAGUGUGAAUUUGGUAGUGAAUCUUAUCAUUGAUCCUAUGGUCCCACAGAAUAGGGCUUUUUUCUAUUAUUAUUCUAUUUUCAUGGUUCUGUAUUACAAGAGAGAGAAAAUGGGUCUUUUUUUUUUUUUUUUUAUUAUUAUUAUUUUUUUAUCUUGUCUCUUUUGCUUUGGUAGUUUCUAUAAGCAAAGACUUGAAAUGGAGUAAAGUUAUACAAUGCUUUGAAGUGUGCUCUCAGAACUCUGUCAAGGCUUAAAUAAUUUGCCUAUCUGUGUUAAUUUGAGAAUAUCAAUCAGAAUGGUAAACAAAAUAAUUAACUAAAUAAUUGUCUGUGCAUUCAAGACUUUUAGGUAAGAGCAAGGCCAUUAAGACUUUUCUUAAAGAAUUUAAACAUGUUUAUUAACGUGCACGAUGGUGUCACGUGCUUACAGUCCUGAGAGAAUGCAUGUGUGCAUCCAUGUAAAGUUUACUUGAGGGCGGUGGAUGCACUCACAAAUACAGUUUAUUCACACCAGCUGUUUGGAAGCAGAAUAAUGCCAUUUUAGUCUAAAGAUGAUGCUUCUAUAAAUCUCAGCCUUAUCAGUCCUGAUCUCAAGGGCAGGACACUUUAGGGAAAAGGAGAGCAGGCAGUACUGGUUUGUCUUGGAUGCCCUUAUUAAACUGCAAAUUUACACUACCAAGAAAAGCAUAAAAGCAAACUUGGAGAAGCAUGUUAAACCCCACCCUAUUGCUAUUGUAAUAACCAGAUUGUUACAUUGAACAACAAUUAGUUUUUAUAUGCAUUUUUUGGAAUGUUAAACUUACUAUGAUAUAGUGAUAAAGUACCAGUGUUCUGAAAGUCUAGGUACUCCAAAAACAAAAUAAGGACAUCCAAAAAUCUAAUGAGACAGGUGGUAAGCAGUUUUUUUUACCUGCAUCCAUGCCUGAUGUAAAGAAAAAAAGAGGAGGAACAAAUUAUCCUGAAACUUUGUUUGGGGUUGAAAAAUAAAAUUAUUGUCAUUAAAACAUUAUAGGAUUAUUGUUCAUUGAAUUUUUUCAUUGUGGUGUAUCUAUAACUUUAAAUGCUAUUUGAAUGACUAGGUUAGCCCAGUGUCAUGCUAUCAAAUCACAACAAGAAUGAGAACUGCUUAACAUCCGCAAAGCACAUAUUCUGAACCAUGUAUCUUUUGAUAUAAAGUCAUCUUCAUUUUUCUACAAGCUGCAGUCAGGUAGGAUUUUCAGGGUUUAUGGAAUUUAGAAUUGAACAGUGUUUAACCAUGCACGGGUUAGUACGCUGUUUUUAAGUUUAGUUAUUAGAACAAAGUGAGCAUUCUAUUUACAAUACUUUUUAAAAUCUUUAACAAAAGUUAUGUUUUAAUAUUGCAAAAAUUUAUCCUCGAGAAGGUGUGUCAGAUGUAACCAUGUGAUGCUAUAAAGAGAUGAGAGCGGAGUGAUUUUGUAUGUCUGAAUGUGUGGCAAUUGUCCUAAACCUUGUUUUACAUGUUUAUUUUUUUUCACUUAUCUGUUUCAGCCAUCUAAUGCAGCGUCACUGCUAACAUUAAUUUUUAUUUGUGUUUGUGACUUGUGGGCUAGAUGAUACCCCUGAUAUUGUGAUAUGCAAGCAUCUCUGCAGUUAAUAUAUCAUAGGCCCCAAGCAAGGCCCACUGGUGUGUCCAGAAGCUCUUUCUUAUACACACACACCUGUAGUCUUCCUUAUACACCUGCAACCCUCAAUUGAAUAGACCAGUGUGUUUGUAAAGUAAAUGUAGGGGCUUUUACACCCACCCAACUGGAACAAAUGCCAGCAUUCACAUUUUGUCAUUUAAGUUUAGAAUGUUAAGAAAAAUAAUCAACUGGCCAAACAAACUGUCCUAAAAUGCAGAAUUUUGUAUUUGGUUCUUUUUAAAUUGACUAUCUUCACAGAAACUCAGCUUUCUAUGUAAUAAUGUUGCUUAGCAUAAAAACCAACCAAUGUGUGAAUAUCUCCAGUUGUUUGUGUGGGUUCAUCUGUGUAUGAGGGCUACUAACUAUUUGUCUGUUGUUUUUCCCCCCUCUGCUUGUAUUCUCUUUUCUGAGAUGUUACAUAUCUGUUUUUCCUCUGACAAAUUCUGCAUGUGAAAAGAAAAUGUUGAAUAUAAAGAUACGACUUUAAUAACUUCAAAUAAAUGUAAAGGAGACAAUU